AUGGCGGCGGACAUGGCAUCUGGUCUCACCCUGUUCCCCCACGGGAGCGCUCCUCACCGCCAGCAGGGAUUCCGGAACAGCAUCUCGAGCUCCGAAAUCUCGCCAUUCUCACAGUGCAGCACCCUCAUCUCCGCCUCCGACAGCUCCGUCUCCACCCCGUCCGAGAUGCUCGGCCCCGUCUACGGCGACGGCCUGGCCUCUGACUGCGACGCCGACUCCCCUGCCGAGUCACCUUCGCCGCGCCGCACGCCCUACCCCGGCGCCUAUUCGCCCCACGUCGGCACGAGGUGGCGCAGACAUGCCCACCACCACGGCCUCUCCUCCGGCUCGUGCUCCGUCCAACCGGGGAGCUCGCCCGAUCGCCCAGUCCUGGAUCUGGGUACGCGCUCCCGGGGCAGCAGCGCGCAGGACCUGUUCGAGAUGGCCAUGAAUCUCGGCGCCUCCCCCGCCGAGCUGGCCGAUGCGCUCGAACUCUACCCGGGGCUGAAAGAGGCAGCCCUCGCUAGUCACGCCAAGAGGCUGGAUGCCCUGCUGCGAAAAGUCGAGUCUCGUUCUCGAAGCGGCGCUCUGCAGCAGGAGCUAGAUACCAGAUUCGGCCAUGUCGACAAAGCGAAGGGGAAGAAGGGCCAUCAACAUCAAAUCUGGGACAGGAUAACCUCGCCCACUGUUCAAGGCUACCAGAACCGCCGCGAUAGGAGAGACAGAACUAUGCCUGAAGAUGACAGCUCGCGAGAGUUUGUGGCCCAGUGGCUGGCCAAGUGCAAGGAGAUGGUAUCCCCGAGUACUCCCCGGGGCUCCUCUCGGCCCCACGGCAUCCGAGAGUCGUUCGUCGACAUGGCGCACAAGGUCCUGCGCUUCUCACCGAAACGAUAG
Molecule: messenger RNA, 873 nt
Organism: Thyridium curvatum
Lineage: Eukaryota; Fungi; Ascomycota; Sordariomycetes; Thyridiales; Thyridiaceae
Exons: 1
Coding region: 1-873 (290 amino acids)
Source: RefSeq, a predicted model, not a curated record